UUUUCUUUGCUGAAGGUACUCUAAGAGCCGGUCUCGGUGCUGAUUGGGCGUUCAGGUUGGUGAGUGAACGCCCUGCAGAUUAUGUCAGAUUGCGUGCAGAAAGCAAACCAGCCCAGCCUUUGAACUUCACCGCUUUUGGCUCGUAUUCACGCUCUUCCGCUCAUUUCCAAGCCAGGUGCUUGACGACGAACCUCACAGAGGGAGAGAGAGAGAAAAAGUCUGUGAUAGAGGGGAGAGCGGGGGGAAAAAAGUAUAUAUUAUUAUUACUAAUAACAACAAUAUUACGGCUGGACACUUUUUUUUUAUGACCCCUUGCAAACCGAAUGCGGAGCGCUGAUUUUACCUUUGUGGAUUUUUGACGUGCGCAUCUUGCAUGCACGUUGUUUUCUUUUUCCCUUUCUGUUUUUUCCUCCUCCAUGCCGCAGGUCUGACAGAGUUUUGAGCGGACUGCAGAGAUCGCGCUUCAGUGUUUCACCUCGGGAAGAACCGAUCGGGCGCUGGAUCUUUCUUUUACUUUUUUUUUUCUUCUUUUUUGUCCGGUUUUUCUUUUUCCGUCCCCAAGACGCUGAACAUCCUGGCAUGACCGCUACCUGGCUUUUACGCAGGUGAAUAUCUUCCCUUCCUUUCCGAUAAGAACUUUUCCUUGUCAUUACCGCUGGGGAUAAAAAAAAAAGAAAGAAAGGGGGGAAAAAGCAGAGAAAGAAGUGAAGUUUAAAGAUGUCGAAACCCGCUGAUCACAUCAAGAGACCCAUGAACGCGUUCAUGGUCUGGUCCCGGGGCCAGCGGAGGAAAAUGGCUCAGGAAAACCCCAAAAUGCACAACUCUGAGAUCAGCAAGAGGCUGGGCGCCGAGUGGAAGCUGCUGUCCGAGUCGGAGAAGAGACCGUACAUCGACGAGGCCAAGAGGCUGCGGGCGCAACACAUGAAGGAACACCCCGACUACAAGUACCGACCCAGGCGCAAGCCCAAGAACCUGCUGAAGAAGGACCGCUACGUCUUCCCGCUGCCUUACCUCGGGGACACCGACCACUUGAAGGGACUGCCCGUGUCGGCCGCCGACUCCCUCCUGGGCUCCUCGGAGAAAGCCCGGGCGUUCCUGCCCCCGACCUCCGCCCCUUACUCCUUAUUCGACCCGACCCAGUUCAGCUCCAGCGCCAUCCAGAAGAUGACCCAGGAGAUGCCCCACACGUUGAGCACCAGCACUUUGCCCUACGCCUCCUCGCUGGGAUACCAGAACGGCGCGUUUGGCACCCUCGGGUGCCCCAGUCAGCACACCCACACCCACCCGUCGCCCACGAACCCGGGCUACGUCGUGCCGUGCAACUGCACGGCCUGGUCGGCGUCCAGUUUACAGCCCCCGGUGGCUUACAUACUGUUUCCAGGUAUGACCAAGACUGGGAUAGACCCCUACUCAUCCGCACACGCCACCGCCAUGUAACCCUCAAGACUCUUCUCCCCCCCCCCAACCCCCACCACACACACACACACACACACACACGCCACACUCACACAACCCAUGUUUUUAAUGUCAUUUGAAUACAGAAAUGCAUGUAAAUAUGUUACGGACAGCGCGGCCAGUUACAAAACAAAGGCACGAACAGUGUUAUCUGAAGGGGGACUUGUUGUGGCAAAAAUGAGGGAAAAGACGAAAAACUUUAAAAAAAUAAAAUAAAAUAAUAAAAAAAAUCCAACAAGUUUCUGUCCGGGCAGAGGAGCUGGAGUUGGAUGUGAAGGACGGAGCGCAGUGAACUGUAAGAAAUGUAAAUGUUAUAACGUUUAUGGCAACCAGAAAGGGAGGCCUUUAACUUUAUUUAUUAUGUACAUUUCAAUGAUAUGCUGAUUUGUGUUGAUGAUCCUGAUAUAGGCUACUACUUUUUUUUUUUUUAAAGAAAAAAAAUUGGCUGGCACAAUUAGAGAUCAAAUACCUGUAUAGGCCUAAAUAGACCACCUUGUUUUUGUUUCUUUUUUUGUUUGUUUUUGUUGCAAAGUUAGAAUGAGUCCAGACUCAUAGGCUGAUUUUUAUACAGGUUUUAUUAUUUAUAUUUAAUAAAAAUGAUAAUAAUAAUAAAAAGAAACAUAAAAGUAGACGGUCUAAUUUAAGAUGACAACACAGGAAAAGGAAGGGGGGGGGGGGGGGGGAGCAUCAAAAAUGUUUAAUUUUUACAUUCUCCACGUGUUUCUGUGCUAAUAUAGUCCCAAACAUCAUUUCAUUGGAGUUUUCUUAAAUUGGUUUAGUUCAUUUUUAAAUUAUUUUUCAUUUUAAGGAUAUCUUCUAAUUGAAUUCAAGGAGUUCUAUGUGUAUUUUCUAUCUGAGAUGGUCAUUUAAAAGCUGUCAUGUUAAAGGAUCCUGUAUCUGGAAGGUUGAAACCUCCGGCUCUUUGUUCAAGUGCUGAGCAAAGACUUUUUGAAUAAAGACAAUCUGUCUUCAACCAGGUCAAUUAAAAAAUGCCUUAUUAUUCAGAUAAUAAGUAAGAUAAUUAUCAAGUUGGCAACUACAAAAAAAUAAAUAAAUAAAAAACACCACUUACCAGAUUGGAAUAAAAAUAAAUAUAAGAUUAUAACAUACAAUGUAACAUAAGAUUGGAUAUAUAUAUUUUUAUGAUACAUGAUUGAAAGUUUGUCAAUGCACUGAUAAAAACUAAUUAAUGCAA
Molecule: messenger RNA, 2650 nt
Organism: Xiphophorus hellerii (green swordtail)
Lineage: Eukaryota; Metazoa; Chordata; Actinopteri; Cyprinodontiformes; Poeciliidae
Gene: sox14
Product: SRY-box transcription factor 14
Exons: 1
Coding region: 718-1437 (239 amino acids)
Biological process (GO): negative regulation of transcription by RNA polymerase II; neuron differentiation; brain development
Cellular component (GO): nucleus
Molecular function (GO): RNA polymerase II cis-regulatory region sequence-specific DNA binding; DNA-binding transcription activator activity, RNA polymerase II-specific
Source: RefSeq, a predicted model, not a curated record